Messenger RNA from Mesorhabditis belari, 1101 nucleotides. Lineage: Eukaryota; Metazoa; Nematoda; Chromadorea; Rhabditida; Rhabditidae. The record is from the annotation of a GenBank genome assembly.
AUGAGCGCCAACACGAGAACGAAUUGCUUUUACAAUCUCAGCACCGAGGAGAGACUCAACUAUUUCGAGCAUGAAAGCGAAGCCCAAGUCAACCGAAUGUUCCUCGUUUUUCACGGUUAUAUGAUCGGCCCGUUGGCUAUUCUUGCGAUCAUUUUCUCAGUGAUAUUUAUUGUGACGACAUUCCGGGCGAUUCGUCUCCGUCGUGUCUCCCGUAAACACUAUGUUCUAUUGUUGAAUCGCGCAAUCGGUGAUCUCCUUGCCGGUUUGACAGCCACCAUUUCAGCAAUUGUCGCCAUUUUCUUCUCCGAUUUCAACCGUGACAUCGCUUUCCUCUUCGAAUCUUUCUUUUUCGCGGCUUUCUGGAGUGCGCUCGUUUCGUACACAAGUCUUUCCGUCUUAAAGUUAUACGCCGUUUGGCAACCGCUUUCCUAUCGAAACACGUUCACUUUCGAUAAAUGUAUCUACAUCAUUGUUACCAGUUGGAUCGCUUUCGUGGUGAUUUCCGGGAUGACGAUGGGCGUCACGGCACUCGUUCGUGUUCAAUGGAUGUCCGAGUGGUCGGGAUGCAAAGCCGAAACGUGUCUCCGACUAAUGUAUCGAUCUCGUAACACAUUCACCUGUUUUGUCUACUUUUUCACCAUUGUCGUUUUCCUCAUUACUGUGGGUCUUUUGAAGAAAGCGGAACGGAAUGCAAUGUUCGACGCGAGACGAGAAUCCCGAUCAUCGCAAGGAGGGAGGAUGGGAAGAACGAGAUUUCCCCUGUGGAAAUUGGCGCUGAACGUGAGCACUUUCGCUAUUCUACAAGCUCCCCAUGUUGUUUGGAGUCUCUACUUACUCAGCUCAAAUCAAUGUCAUUUCCAAAUUUACUACGCCGAAAGCAUGGGGACAUUGGCUUUUGUGCGAGCAUCGAUCAUGCUGAGAAUUAUCCUGGAUCCGAUUGUCUCGUUUAUCACGGACUACCAGGUUCGAAAGCUUUUCCUUGACUGGAUCGGUGUUCCGCGUACAUGGUUCUGCUAUUCUUCCCGAAUCCACGCAAGCAGUACUAUUUCGACCGAUUCCGAAUCCAACAAAAGAAAGUCCACGCAACCAUCAAUGGUCGAA